Messenger RNA from Chelonia mydas (Green sea turtle), 1034 nucleotides. RefSeq names its product phospholipase A2 group IIF (gene PLA2G2F). Gene Ontology annotation, biological process: negative regulation of T cell proliferation; phospholipid metabolic process; lipid catabolic process. The transcript has 5 exons. Gene Ontology annotation, molecular function: phospholipid binding; calcium ion binding. NCBI's taxonomy places the organism in Eukaryota, Metazoa, Chordata, Testudines, Cheloniidae. The record is from RefSeq and is a predicted model, not a curated record.
UGUGACACUUCAUCACUGAGGUAAUGGAUGGCAUGGGAGAUCCAGCUUCAUUGCCACCCUGAGCUGUUGUUUUGGGGUUACGGGGUAAGAACACAGGUGUUCUCGUACUGGAUCAGACUGUGCUGGCCUAGUGUUAGGCUGUCGCCCUCCCAAUGAAAGGUGAUUCUCCCCCUCAAAGGAUUAUUAUGGCCAGUUGUGCUAUGUUAUACAUUGCUAUAUUAUCCUGAGCCCUGCCAGAGACCACUGUACCCUGAAACAUGAUCGUUACCCUUAGCUUUCUUAGUUGCAGAUGUUAACUAUGGUCAUAAAGUUACCCAGACCUUUUAAAAAUCCAUUCUCAGCAGAUCUCCAGGAGCAGCAAAUUCCACACAUAGACCUUUUGCUGUGCGAACACUCCAAGCAUCACAGUCACAGUGAAUUCCAAGGUGGGGGGUGGGGGUGGGGGAGAACUAAUGAAUUCCAAGGAUGCUCUGAAUUAUCCCAGUUACACCCAGCUGAUGCAUCAGCUAAGGAUCCCCUUACGUCAGGCAGCUUUCUGGCUGCGGCAGGGGCUAUGGGAGAUUCAUCCCUAAGGCAUCAGGUUCUGCACAGACAUGUGGAAACUCUUCCCAAUGGCAAUACUGGCAGCCAGCAUUUUGACCAUGAUCCACAGCAGCCUCCUCAAUUUCAAAUUCAUGAUCCGGAGAAUUACUAGGAAAAGUGCCUUAAUUUCCUAUAAUGGGUAUGGAUGCCACUGUGGACUCGGUGGGAGAGGGCAGCCUCUGGAUAAGACAGACUGGUGCUGUCAUGCCCAUGACUGCUGCUAUAAGGAGUUAACCAACCAGAGCUGUCACCCAUUUUUCGAUCAUUAUCGAUACUCCAUCAUCAACAAAGAUGUUAUAUGCUGGAACACAAAUAAUGCCACCUGUGCAAAGCGAGCAUGUGAAUGUGACCGGACAGCGGUCCUGUGUUUCAGAAAGGAAGCAAGCAGCUAUCACAAAGGAUACCGCUAUUACUUCAAUUUCUUCUGCAAAGGAACUACCCCCAGUUGCUAA